CCAAUAUAUCAGUUUAGAAUUUGCAUUGUUAAAAUUAGAUGGCCGCCAUUUUCUACAAAUGCAACUCUCCAACUAUUAUUCAGCGAAAACGGUUGAUCUCUUUUGCUCUUACGUAACGCGGGCAAGUAAAUGUCAAAAAGGCGCCAUUUUUACAGUUCAAUGUUAUCUCGUUAUGUCCCUUUCACGCACGCCAAGUUCGUAAAGUGAAAUUAGUGUUGUGAAAAUAUCGUUGUGACUGCGUUUCUUUACAUCGAAAUGUCAUAUAGCGUUGUUGGUUAACUAAUACUACCAAUUUAAGAAGAAAUAUAUAAUAUUUGGAGUUGUGCCCUUACGUUUCUGUAAAAAUAAACUACAAAUUAAUUAGAUAUAUAGUUGAGUGAAAAAUCGCAGAAACUUACGUUACCACUUGGACGCGGUAGCGUAUCGUGUUCGUUCAUUUAGAGUGUGCAGUAAAAGUCAACAUUUUCUCCUAUUGGAACUUUGUGUUCUCAGUAAUUAAUAAUUUGGUCUUCGCUUUAUAUUAAUGAACAGUUACCAUAAUUGUUUUUUUGCAUUUGAUAUAUAUAUCUGGACAAUUGGCAGCUAAGAAUAAAAAAAACUACAUGUGAAAUAAGGAUGCGCGUUGAUAAAAAAGCUCACGUCGUAGAGGCGAAGAAAACGCGUUCUUGUGUCGUUCGGUUGGAAAAAGUUUCAUCACCUCCAUUAAAAUUAACUAGAAGUAGUGGUGUAAUCCCUCGUGGAAACGCUCAACAACACUCUGACGAAAAAAAAUUCAAGGGACCACUUAAGAAGCGACCUAUUGCAGAAGAAAAAACCACAUCAAAUUCGCCAAGUGUUUCUACUCCAAGUUUAACACAAAAUUUAGGCAAAGCCAAAGAAAUGAAAGACAAAUUUAAAACUCCUUUGAAAGGUCAUAAGACCACAACACCAAAACCCGUUGUUCCCGAACUUCCUCCACCUACAAUAGCAGCGGGCCGUUCAAGGAGAGCAAUAAAACCAAAUCCGAAAUAUGCAAGUGAGGAUAUGGUUACACCAAAGAUCAUCAGAAAUGUGUCAGCGCUUGCAGGAACAUCAGUAAAAAGGCCAACAAUUGUUCCAGAGAAACAACGGAAAAAAUCCACAAGUAGUUCGGAUGAUUUUUUCAAUAAAGAUUCCAGCGACGAAUUGGGUGCCAACGAUUUCGAUGAUGAGGAAGUAGAUAAGCUGUACAAAGAAAUAGAAAAAGAAAGUGAUUCCGAUUUCUCAGACGAACCUAAAGUUGUCGAAACACCUGUAAAAAAGCGGGGGCGACCUCGAAAAAAUAUACAACCAACCCCUACAAGUACUCCUGCAACUCCUCGGCCUACGUCUGCAUCUGUAUUUAAACCACAUUCAUCACAACUUCAAUUAUUACGAAAGACAUAUGCAGCAAGUGUAAAUAGGUCAAUUGAAACUUCGAUUGGGAUUAAGCGUAAGCACAAUGAAUCUAUGACUGCAGGUAGUAGCAGUGAUAAUGAUAAUGAAUCUACUGGUAUUGCUCGAAAGCGUAUAUUGUUAACAAAAUCGUUAAUGGUUCGAGAGAGUAAAACUCCGAGUUCCAAUGACCUAAGUAUGAUAGUAAGGAAGGGUAAUCAAACACUCAAUGGAAACAAAAUUGUGAAAAUAAAAAGUGAUGCAUUGGAAAAUGAACAAGUCAAACGCAAUUCUACAAUUAUAGAAAAACGUACACUUAUUGAUGGUGAUAAUGUACCAAUUAAAUUGCAGCAAAGUAAAUAUCUACAAAAUAUGCGUAAUGUCAAUAAUAGUACUGCUUUAACACCAUCAACAACACGUACUUUAAUAACAUCAAAUAGCAAGACACAAAAUGCAAGAAUAAUGGCAGUGGAAAAGCGUCGCAGUGCUUCACCUGCUCCUCCAAAAAUUACAAAAUCCCCUAAGGAAGAGAAAACUGAAGAAAGUGGUGAAAACAAACUGACGGAUUCACCUCCUUCGAAUAAUGAUGAUUUUGAAACUAUGCCAACUUUUACCAUUGUCAACAUCAAUGACAUAAUUAACAAAAAAGGUGAUGUGCUAAUAUCAAAGGCUGGUAAACCACAAAAACCUGAAGAAAGUGUAAAUCCAGAGAAAGAGACACCGGAACCAGUUAAAGUAAAUGAAUAUAAACUUGGUCCUGGACGCCGUAAAGGUUUGCUUGCCGAAAAAACCAGCGAUCCCAAUCGUUCGAAAAGUCCAUUGACCACAACAAAAAAACCCACGCAGAAAAUUCUCAAUCAUACAUUACUUAAAAGAACAUCGUCGGCAAAUACUUCCGGUCUACGCAAUAAAGCUACAUCAGAUAGACCAGCUCCACGUAUACUCAAUUCUAUGGUAGCGAAGAAAACUCAACCGGUUAAGCCGAUGAUAGCAAAUUUCGAGGAUUCGGCAGACGACGAAAUUUAUCCGCUUUCUCUAGAUGGCGACGAGGAAGAUGAUGAUGAUGAUGAUGAUGAUGAGGAGGAAGAUGCAAAUGAGACUGCGGACCCAGAUGAGGAUUUCGAUGAUCCAGAUGAAUCAUUUGAGGUUGGUAAAAAUAAACUUCCUGCCAGCACACCGUACCAACAAAAGAAAACUGCGUCGUCGUUGAAGGAAAACUCACAAACAGCCCUGAAUCGACAACCGGCUAAAAAUAUUGUGCAACGUAAAAUCUCACCGGAAAAAGUUGUGAUCUCUCGUCAAGGUGAUAAAAUAAUUAAGAAAAUUACUUGUUUUGAAACAUGGUAUGUCAUCAUACCCGAAGAAGUGACGCCGAAAGUCGCGAGAAAUAUACUGGAAAUACCUCUUAUUAAGCUAGCCAACGUGGCUGCUCGGAUUAACUUACCAUCAGAGGAUUGGAAGAGUAAAGUGACGUUACACGAAUUGUCACCAUCAAUGGUAGCGAAAACAAACAUGAUCACAUAUACUGGCGAUCUAAAAGAGUACAAUAUCUCGGAAAGCGAUCGUGGCCGAUACCAGCCUUCGUGCGUAAUGUUUCGACGCUCAGUUAAUGAUCGUACGAAAUCGCGACUUCCUUACGAUAGAGCUGUCAUAUUCAAAAACAAAACAUUCUUUACAAAUAUCGAGGGCAAAAAUGUCAAAAUGGUUGGAGCACCCAGCACAAUCAAUACACACAAAGAUGUCGAAAUAUUGCUUCAGAUUGUGGACACGUUAACACUGCAAAGCUCGCUCGUUGAGCCGACAAAUACAAUGCAAUAGGCAAUGUUGCCAAACAUUUAUGGCACAAACAAAAAAUCAUUGCAACUAUUUUUAUGUACGCCCAGGACCACAUUAUAACUACUUUAGUUCGAUAUAAAUAUUUUUUUAAAUUUAAGUUAUAAACCAAAAUAGCUUAAAUUGCAAAUCUCGAUAAGAAUUUUCAAAUUGAUUAAUCGAAAAACUGUAAUUGAAUUACUUAGGCAUGUAAUAUUAAACAAUCACUUGAGUGCACAGUUUUUAUUUAUAUCGUUGCAAAAUCAUUGUACAUUGUAAUACCUUCUUAAGCGGAUAUCAGAAUAACAUUUAAUUGCAUACAACGGUUAAACUCCUAAUAUAGGGAACAAAUUCAAAUAAUUUGCAACGGUAUAUAUUAUAUAGUAUAUGAAUUUGUGUAUGUACAAACUAUAACUUGCAUAGGAUUAUAGUAAAGUCUGGAUCCAUAUUUAUAAAAACUUAUUAAAAAGUUCGUUGAACUUUUUAAUUACAAAACACUAGUGCGUAGGUGUUGAAAAUCAAAUACUUCACAAUGAACUUGACUUAUUUCAUUUAAAAAGAAUUUUUUUGCCAAGAAGAAAGAAGUUAAAAUAUAACGAUGUAUACAUAGAUAUAUGUAGCUAUUACAUAUAUUACAUAGUACAUUUGUAAAGUCUUUCAGUAGUAGUAAAAAAAGAAAAAAAAAGAAAACAUCUCACAUUUGUUAACAUAAUUAUGAUUAUUUUUAGUCACGUAACGAUUAAGUAUUUUAUUAUAGCCAUUAGUAGCCAACUUAAAUCUAAUUUAUAAAUUUCUACACGGAAAAAAUCAAGCGGUUGGUAUAAUAAACCAAUUUUUUAUGUUUAUAUAAAAGUUUUACUUUGAUGCCUAUAAAUCGCUUGGUAGAGAGAAGAAGAGGGAGGUGAAGUAUGAAGUGUUUGUUUUUUUAACUACUGCUGAACUUGUUUUAAUUCAUUAACAACGCGAAUUUUUCGAAAAGGCCAUACCUAUUGCACAAUAUGUAUUUGUUUAAAUUGGAAAUAUCAAUUUGUAAAAAUUUUAGAUAUAUGGUACAUGUAUCAAAAUCGGUAUAUCUGAAGUGGUUCGCGACCCCUUAAAGGACCAGUUUUGUUUUUCUUUCAUCUAUUAAAUACCCAUAAUAUGUAAUCGCUUUACUUUGCUAAUAAAGAAUAUCUGAGUAAAAACA
Bactrocera tryoni is the source of this 4390-nucleotide messenger RNA. RefSeq names its product bromodomain adjacent to zinc finger domain protein 2B. The coding region runs from base 616 to 3210 and encodes 864 amino acids. Lineage: Eukaryota; Metazoa; Arthropoda; Insecta; Diptera; Tephritidae. The record is from RefSeq and is a predicted model, not a curated record. The transcript is spliced from 2 exons.